Aquila chrysaetos chrysaetos is the source of this 6117-nucleotide messenger RNA. It is a transcript of the gene NOC2L, whose product is annotated as NOC2 like nucleolar associated transcriptional repressor. Gene Ontology annotation, biological process: ribosomal large subunit biogenesis; negative regulation of transcription by RNA polymerase II. The record is from RefSeq and is a predicted model, not a curated record. The coding region runs from base 91 to 2418 and encodes 775 amino acids. The transcript has 19 exons. Gene Ontology annotation, cellular component: nucleoplasm; nucleolus; Noc2p-Noc3p complex. NCBI's taxonomy places the organism in Eukaryota, Metazoa, Chordata, Aves, Accipitriformes, Accipitridae. Gene Ontology annotation, molecular function: histone binding; transcription corepressor activity.
CGGGGCGGAACGGGCCGGCCCCGCCCCGCCGGGCCGCGCGGCACGCUGGGAGCGGAAGCGGUCGGCCGCGGUAAGAGCGAGGCGGGCAGCAUGGCAGCCGCCGGCAAGAGGAGCCUGGCGGAGAUGAGCCUGGACGAGUUCCUUGCCGCCGGCUCCGAAUCGGAGCCUGAGGACGGUUCGGAGGAGGAAGAAGAGGCCGCCCGGCCCGCCAAGGGGGCUGCGGGGCAGCGGCGGGAGAGCGGGAAGGCGAGGCAGCUGCUCCAGGCCCCACCGGCUGCGAGGAAGAAGGGAAAGGCAUCUGAACAUAAAGAUCAGCUCUCCCGGCUGAAGGACAAAGAUCCUGAAUUUUAUAAGUUUUUGGAGGAAAAUGAUCGCACACUGCUGAACUUUGAUGCUUCGGACAGUUCUGACGAGGAGGAGGAGGGGUUGCACAUACCACCUGAUACACUGGAGGAAGCAAGUGAUGAGGAUGAAGAAGAAGAACAUGAAACAGUCAAACGGAAGAGAGUUUCUUUCAUCCCUGUGAGCUUGAAAAUGGUUGAAGAAUGGAAAAAAGCUGCAGAGAGGGGGCUAACACCAAAACUUUUCCAUGAAAUCACUCAAGCCUUUAAAGCAUCUGUAGCAACCACCAAAGGAGAUAAUGGUGGGACUGAUCCCAGCAAGUUUCAAGUCACUGAUGCUGCAGUGUUCAAUGCCCUUGUGUCCUUCUGUGUCCGGGACCUCUUCCGCUGUCUGCAGAAGCUGCUGCUUCUGAAAACCCCGAAGAACAAACUAAAAGUGGUCCUUCCUUCCACCAGCCCACUUUGGAGCAAGUUGCGACUGGACGUAAAAGUGUACCUCGGCUGUACCAUACAACUCCUGUCUUGUUUAACAGAAGCCUCAGUUGGUGCAGCAGUCCUUCAGCAUGUCAGUUCCAUAGUGCCUUAUUAUUUGUCCUUUCCAAAGCAGUGCCGUGCACUUCUCAAGCAAGCAAUUAAUUUGUGGAGCACAGGUGAGGAAACAGUGAGAGUACUGGCCUUCCUUGUGCUGAACAAGAUCUGCCGCUACAAGAAAGAGGUGUACCUAAGUCCCUUGCUCAAGCAAAUGUACAUCGCAUUUGUGAAGAAUUCCAGAUUCACCUCUCCCAAUGUCCUGCCCAUGAUCAACUUCAUGCAGCGCACGCUGACAGAGAUGUAUGCCCUGGACACACAUACGUCUUACCAGCAUGCCUUCAUCUAUAUCCGUCAGCUUGCCAUUCACUUGCGCAGUGCAAUGACGAUAAAGAAGAAGGAGAACUUCCAGUCUGUUUAUAACUGGCAGUAUAUCCACUGCCUGUAUUUCUGGUGUCGAGUUCUCAGCACAAUCUAUCCCAGUGAGGUCAUGGAGCCGUUGAUCUAUCCUUUGACACAGGUCAUCAUUGGCUGUAUAAAGCUGGUACCAACAGCUCGUUUCUACCCUCUGCGUAUGCACUGCAUCCGUGCACUUACACUGUUGUCUGAGAACACCAGGACCUUCAUCCCAGUGUUACCAUUUAUCCUGGAGGUUUUCCAACAAGUGGAUUUCAACAAGAAGCCAGGACGUAUGAGCGCUAAGCCUAUAAACUUCGCAGUGAUCUUGAAGCUUUCCAAUGCUAACCUGCAGGAGAAGGCCUUCCGAGACGGACUCAUUGAACAGCUUUAUGACCUGAUGCUUGAGUAUCUCCAUUGCCAAGCCUACAGCAUUGGAUUCCCAGAGUUGGUUCUCCCAACUGUCAUUCAGCUAAAAUCUUUCCUGAAGGAAUGCAAGAUUGCCAACUACUGCAAGCCUAUCCGGCAGCUCCUGGAGAAACUGCAGGAAAAUUCUGCCUACAUCGCCAGCAGGCGUCAGAAAGCCACCUUCGGCGUGGCCAGCAGGGAGUCUGUGGAACAAUGGGAGAAGCAGGUCAAAGAGGAAGGGACACCUCUGACCAAGUAUUAUACUCAGUGGAAGAAGCUAAGAGAGAAGGAGAUACAACUGGAAAUCAGCGGCAAAGAAAGACUUGAAGACUUGAACUUCCCAGAAAUUAAGCGUAAGAAGCAAGAUGAAAGAAAGGAGGAAGAUAAGAAGGAAUUCAAGGACCUCUUUGAGCUGGACAGUGACUCUGAUGAGGAGGGUGUUGGAUUUCCUAUAAAAGGUAAAGCCAAAGCCAAGCAGGCAUCAGAUGACAGUUCAGAAGCAAGCAGCAAGGAUUAUGGCGAGGAUGAUGAUGAAGAAGAAGGAAAGUAUGAAAUUGAGGAGGACGAGGAAGAACUGGAAGACGACAGUGACUCAGAUGAGGAAGGCAAGGAACCUGCUCGGGUUUCCCAAAGGUCACAGAAGCAGAGGAGCUGCACUCGUGGGAUGUCACGAUCUGACCUCGAACAGCUAGCUCAAGGAGAAGAGGACAUUGUGGAGGACUUAGCUUUCUCUGAUGAGGACUGAGCGCCCUCACAGCCACUCCCUCCAAGCUUAUCCCUUACAGAGCUGCUGUGUACUGGAUCACCCAACCUUCAGCACCUGUAGCUGGUUCUCAAAGAGGUGGUAAGAGCUGGGGAGCAUGGAGGGUGGGAGGCCACCCCAGGUGCCACCAAGGACUUUCUCAGUGACACAGCAGAGAUGCUACUUGGACUUUCAAGCUUUUUCUACCAGUUAUGGUUUUGGUAAUGGUAAAAUUGCGGUCAUGUCAAGGCCAGUAAAACGGCUCAGUAUAGGUAAUAAAAAGCCCUCAUUAAAAUCUGCUGCUUUAAAUAGCAUAGGGUUCAGUUUCGGCUCCUGCUGGAGCAUAAGUCAGCUGACCAAGGGAAGGACAAGUUCUUUUGUUGAAGGGUCCUUCUGUCUGUUCAGCCAACCACCUGCGUCGCCCCAUAUUUUGCUCUGGGGCCCUCACCAAACCCUCCUUUUUGCCAAGAAGUUCUUAAGGACUGCAUAGAGCGUUUCAGAGCUUUGUAUUUUCACUGCAGAUGGAAGCCUUUAUCAGCAACAUCAGAAGCAGCUCAGUCAGUUCAAUCAAGCUGGCUGUAAGUAUGCUAAAGAAAGAAGUUAACUUUAAGUAAGUGCCUUAGGAUACAGAGUCGGGGGUGGAGAUGGGCAGUUGUGCAGGCAGGAAGCAGUAAGAAGAGGCAAAACUAAUCACAUACAUAGGAAACAUUUUCAUUUUGUGAUGGCUGUUGGGUUUGCACGGGAUACAUUUGCUUAGCAAAAACAAGGGACAAGUCUGAACCUGUGCUUUGUAACAGACCUAUUGUUAUCCACAGUGACAUAAAAUCACCUCUUUCUAGGGCCAGUCCCAGCUGCUGAUGCUGGUGGUGAACACCGUUUUGUUCUGAGAGUCCUGAAAACAGUACUGAUGACUGCAGGCUGUCUUGGGCACUCAGCCUUUCUUUAUUACCUCAAAGCCAACCACUGCAUCACCUGGGCAGCUUCUAGAUGCAGCUCAUUAUAUGUCUUCCUGUAGGAGUGGUACUUGUGGGAGGACAUUGUGUAGCUCAGGCUGGGUAAGGGCAAUUUGUGAUCUGCUGGGAAAAUAUAAACAGCUUAUCUCUCGAGACCGCUGUUAGUUUGCAGGACUGGCAGCUAGGAAACAUAUUUCUUUCUUUAGGAUCUUUGGAAAAUAAACUGGAAAUAGAGGGUAUUUGCUGAGAGAGGUAGGAAAAGUUAUGUAUUCUUAGGGCGUAUCUCACAACAUCGCUCCUGAAAAUUAACGUUGCCUUUUGAGAGCAUUAUUAUUUGUUAAUGCAGAUUUCUGGAAAAGAAGACAGAGGGCCAGGACUAAAUAUGAUCUUUAUUCUUCCCUGCCGCCAUUCAGUGAGGGCAGUAGCUGUCAGCGCUAGGGGUGGCCAAGCUAACUGCAGACAUGGUCAUCUUUGCCUUCUGCACUGCCUACGUGUCCCCUGCCAGGCAUCCUUACUCCUGCACGCCACAAGAGGACCAGAUGCUUUUUUAAAAACACAUUUAAAAAGAACAAUUUUUUCCUUUUUUUUUUUUUUUUUUUUAAGUUAAGUUCUGUUUUCCUGGAGUCAGAAGAACCACAGCUCAGAAACACUGCCUUAUUGCAGAUAAAAACCCAGAUGUACUGUAGCCUGGUUAGUGGUCUCCCUCUCACCCACAUGUGUAAAUGAUAACAACUCGGUGUAUGUAAAGAGGUAAUUAUGGUCUUCCUGUCCUAUGCCGAGUGCUGCUCCUUUCCUGCUUCCAGACAUCAUUACUGCACAGGUAAUUACUGCUGUGGUACAGUGUUGCGGGGUGUUUGCUUCAAUCAGAGUUUGUUAUGUCUUUUUGGAGCUUAGCGGCAGGAAUAGGGAUAGAGAAGGUUUCUUUUUCCCAACUGCAGUUACAGUAAUUACUAGACCUGCCCUUCCUAGACAUGCAGCUAGAUACCCUUUGUCCCAUAAGGAGGAGGAAGUAACCUCAGAAAUUAGUAAUUUGGGUUUUAUUAACAACAUCAUAAUUAUUGUCAUUAUCAUUUAUAGCCCACUGAGGGGGCUAGAGCACCUGCUGCUUCAUUAGGGGUUCAGGAGCAUUUGAGACUGAGGUUUCCUACAGCUGGUAAAGGCUGUGUCUUCAGGCAAUUAAUUACAUAUGGGAGCCUGGGAUAUGACUGCAAAGAUGAGAAUUGUAAGGCCCCAGCUAUAAGAAAAAGGCUUUAACUUACUUACUUACCUUUUCUUCCAAAAGAGAAAGGAGUGUCUUGUUCUCCCUCCUCUAACUUAGCUGGGCAAGGUGCUGUCUGCCUUUUGGCAGCUGUGAACCAACCCUCAGAUUGGCUUUUAGGCCAGAAAUGGAGGACCUCCACUGCACCAAGAGUUAUCACCACCACCAGCGGUAAGGCAUACGGCCCCAGUGUACACACAAAGAAAGGAGACUUCUUGGGUAAAGCCGUCACUUGCAAGGAGCUCAGGAAGCUAGGUACCAUUUGUAAAUUAAGUGUUUUUCUUUUUUAUUUAAAUUGAUUGCUGGAAAGCAUUUUUAUCGUGAUGUGAUGGAUAAUGACUUUUUUUUUUUUUUUUUUACAAUAUAAAGAAGCUAAUGUACCACCAAGCUAUUUUGUAAGAAAAACGGUAGCACGUGCAACGUUUAAACAAAAAAAAGGGGGGCAGGGGGAGAGAGAGAGAGAGAGAAAAGUACCACAUGUGAUUGUUGUUCACAACUGUACAAGUCACAGGAGGUCACCCCCAGGAGUUACCAUCUCAUUCACAGUAGUAAAAACUCUACCCAUUGUUUCUAGCCUGAAUCCCCCAGCAUCCCUCCCCCUCCUCUGGGAACGCACAGGUAUCUGUCUCGUGGUCCACAGCAGGCCAGAAUGUGCAACUACAUCCACCUCUGUAACAAGGCUUUAAGAAGAACCAAAAACAACCCUACGAACAAAAAAACCCACCCCAAAUGUAUAAGUGAGUCUGUUGUACACGUGAAGGAGGGAGGGGGCCACAAUGGAGUGAGGCCUGUGACCCUUCAUCCCACCAAAGCACACACUUUUUUCUUCUUCUCUUUAAAACAAAACACCUAAUGGAAAAAAAAAAAAAACCACCUCUGCAGGGCUGGAGCACAGGCAGAGUCCAUUGUGUGUGCUGAAAGGGACAACGUGCCAGGGAAGAGGGCAGCCUCUAGCCUGUAGGACAGCACUGAGCCGCCUGUGCCGUACCAUCCACACUGAAGUAAACAUGGACCGGAACUUGCCUUUUUUUUUUUUUCUUUUUUCUCUUUUUUUUUUUUUUUUUGUCUGUCUUUGGUAUUGUUUUUAAAGUUGCUAGAGAUGCAUAGACACCUGAAUGAGGAACUGAGUACAGUUUCCAGGGAGGAGGAGAUAUUUGGGAAGGUGGUUGGUUUCAUUUUUGAUGGGUUUUUUUGCUCAGGGGUGCUGAGUACCAUUGGGAGGAGCAGUGCCCGGUCCCUGCUUGUAGUCACACCCAGAAGUUCCUGAAAGCCAUGUUUCUUUGAAGGCAAAGAAAAGCGUUCGUUCCCUGUCCACGGCUCUCCAUCUCAGACUGGUGAGCGAGAAGGGGUGUGAAAGGGAAUGGGAAUGCUGCUGCCAUCCUCCAGAAUCAUUUUCUCUUCACUCGUGUUUUCUCAGUACAUCUUUGGAUAGUUUUCUUUCCUUCCCUUUUUACAGUUUUCAAAAUUUCUGUGUGGGUUGUUGUUUUUUUU